GUAAAAGACACCGGAUUAAGUCAAAUUCAAAUGUUCCAUGUGUCCCGAAAGACUUGUUGAUGAUGUCAGAAUUAGUUCUUCCACAGUUCAUCUUUAGUCUUAUUCAGCACUUAAGAGAGGGGUAUAAUGAGCCUGCUCUUGAUCUGCCAUCAGAGAAAGACCUUCAUAAAAUCCUCCAGGUUUUGGAGCCUCAUGUUUCCUUUCUAGAAGACUUGACCAAAAUGGGAGGAGCAAUGCGAUCAGUUCUUACCCAGGUUUUGACUAGCCAACAGUUCUACAAAGAUCUUAGCUCUGGUGUUGGAGAGAAUGCAUGUGCAAAGAAAAGUCAUGAAAAGUACCUCAUUGCUUUGAAAGGCUCUGGACUGGCGUUUCCUGAGGAUAAACUUGCAUGUGGUAUGCAGGAACAAGGAGCUGGAACUAGCACAUUAGCAGUUCAAGGUUUAGCAGGUGCUACGGCAACAGCAGGACAAGGGGAUUCUUCAGAUGAGGAGGACCAGGAUGGUAGCCAAGGUGUGGGCAAGCGCAAGAGGGUGAAACUAAGCAGCACCACCAAAGAUCAAUCUAUCAUGGAUGUUUUGAAGCAUAAAUGUUUUCUAGAAGAAUUAUUAUUUUGGACAAUAAAAUAUGAGUUUCCACAGAAGAUGGUGACUUUCUUACUCAACAUGCUGCCAGAUCAAGAUUAUAAGAUUGCUUUUACCAAAACUUUUGUUCAGCAUUAUGCUUUUAUUAUGAAAACACUGAAGAAAAGCCAUGAAUCAGACACAAUGUCUAAUAGAAUCGUGCAUAUCAGCGUUCAGUUGUUCAGCAAUGAAGAACUAGCACGCCAAGUAACAGAAGAAUGUCAGCUGCUGGAUAUUAUGGUCACUGUUCUGUUAUACAUGAUGGAAAGUUGCCUUAUUAAAAGUGAAUUGCAAGAUGAAGAAAAUAGUUUACAUGUUGUGGUGAAUUGUGGGGAAGCAUUAUUGAAGAAUAACACUUACUGGCCCCUGGUUAGUGAUUUUAUAAACAUACUUUCACACCAAAGUGUGGCAAAGAAAUUUUUGGAAGAUCAUGGUCUUUUGGUAACAUGGAUGAAUUUUGUAUCGUUCUUUCAAGGUAUGAAUUUAAAUAAACGAGAAUUAAACGAGCACGUGGAGUUUGAAUCACAGACAUACUAUGCUGCCUUUGCUGCUGAGCUGGAAGCCUGUGCUCAGCCAAUGUGGGGUCUUCUGUCCCACUGCAAAGUUAGGGAAACACAAGAAUACACAAGAAAUGUUGUCAGAUACUGCCUUGAAGCACUUCAGGACUGGUUUGAUGCUAUCAACUUUGUUGAUGAGCCAGCUCCUAACCAAGUUACUUUUCAUUUGCCACUGCACCGUUACUUUGCCAUGUUUUUAAGUAAGGCUGUCAAAUGCCAAGAACUAGAUCUGGAUACUAUCUUGCCAGAUCAGGAGAUGCUGAUGAAACUAAUGAUUCACCCACUUCAGAUUCAGGCAAGUCUUUCUGAAAUUCACAGCAACAUGUGGGUUAGAAAUGGUCUACAAAUUAAAGGGCAGGCCAUGACUUAUGUCCAGUCUCAUUUCUGCAAUUCAAUGAUUGAUCCUGACAUUUAUCUGCUUCAAGUCUGUGCCUCUAGGCUGGACCCAGAUUAUUUUAUUUCAUCUGUUUUUGAAAGAUUUAAGGUGGUAGAUCUGUUAACAAUGGCAUCACAGCAUCAAAAUACGGUUCUUGACUCAGAGCACGAAAGGUCCAUGUUGGAAGGAGCCUUAACGUUUUUGGUCCUUCUGUUAAGUCUUCGUUUACAUUUAGGAAUGACAGAUGAUGAGAUCCUCAGAGCAGAGAUGGUGGCCCAACUCUGUAUGAAUGACAGAACACACAGUUCAUUAUUGGAUCUCAUUCCAGAAAACCCCAAUCCUAAAAGUGGUAUUAUUCCAGGAAGCUUAAGCUUUGAAUCAGUCUUGUCAGCAGUUGCUGAUUUUAAAGCUCCUGUUUUUGAACCUGGAGGUUCCAUGCAACAAGGAAUGUAUACGCCUAAAGCUGAAGUUUGGGAUAAGGAAUUUGACCCUGUCAUGGUAAUACUUCGAACGGUUUACCGUAGAGAUGUGCAGUCUGCAAUGGACAGAUAUACAGCAUUUUUAAAGCAAAGUGGUAAAUUCCCUGGGAACCCAUGGCCUCCUUACAAGAAGAGAACACCACUACAUCCAAGUUACAAAGGUCUCAUAAAGCUUUUACACUGUAAAACCCUGCACAUUGUGCUGUUCACGCUUCUUUACAAGAUAUUAAUGGAUCAUCAGAAUUUAUCAGAACACGUGCUUUGCAUGGUUUUGUAUUUGAUUGAGCUGGGGUUGGAAAAUUCUCCAGAACAAGAGCCAGAUGAAGAGGAAUCUGUAGGUGGACAAGAGCGUUGCCAUGAUAGUUGGUUUCCAGGUAGUAACUUAGUUUCUAACAUGCGUCACUUCAUUAACUAUGUCCGAGUAAGAGUACCAGAAACUGCUCCAGAGGUGAAGAGGGAACCACCUGCAAGUACGAGUUCUGAUGGUUUAGCUUCAUCACAAAGUUCAAGGCGGAAGAGCCUCCAGCGAGAGAACUCUGGGACAGCUCAAGUGUUCAGUUUGGUUGCAGAACGUAGAAAGAAAUUUCAGGAGAUCAUCAAUCGGAACACCAGUGAGGCAACUCAGGUGGUUCGGCCCAAAACUUCAAUGAAAUGGUCAGCACCUGGUGCAACUCCACAGCUAACCACAGCCAUUCUGGAAGUCAAAGAAAGCAUACUGUCCUUGCUGAUUAAAUUGCAUCAUAAACUCUCAGGAAAACAAAACUCUUACUAUCCUCCGUGGUUGGAUGAUGUGGAUGUUUUAAUCCACCCAGAAGUUCCAAGGUACUCUCACGGUGAUGGAAUGACGGCAGUAGAAAGAAUUCUAUUGAAAGCUGCUGUACAGAGCAGAUUGAAUAAACGUAUAAUUGAAGAGAUAUGCAGAAAGGUAACACCUCCUGUACCGCCAAAAAAGAUUAGUUCUGCAGAGAAGAAAACUUUGGAUAAAGAAGAAAGACGACAGAAGGCCAGAGAACGGCAACAGAAAUUGUUGGCUGAAUUUGCCUCAAGGCAGAAGAGUUUCAUGGAAACUGCCAUGGAUGUUGAAUCACCAGAUGCUGAUACUGCCAUGGAGGUAGCCACAUCAGAACAGCAUGUUUCUGAGGCAAUAUAUGAUUGUGUUAUUUGUGGACAAAGUGGUCCUUCUACUGAAGACAGACCUACAGGGCUAGUUGUACUGUUACAAGCAUCCUCAGUGUUGGGACAAUGCCGCAAUAGCACUGAGCCAAAGAAACUACCAACUACUGAAGAGGAGCAAAUAUACCCUUGGGAUACCUGUGCAGCACUGCAUGAUGUGAGGCUUACAACUUUACAGCGAUACUUUAAAGAUAGUUCCUGCCUGCAAGCUGUGUCAAUAGGCUGGGAAGGAGGUGUUUAUGUACAAACUUGUGGUCACACUUUACACAUAGAUUGUCACAAAUCUUACAUGGAAUCUUUACGGAAUGACCAGGUCCUCCAGGGUUUUUCAGUGGACAAAGGAGAAUUUACCUGUCCCCUCUGUAGGCAGUUUGCUAACAGUGUUCUUCCUUGUUAUCCUGGAAACAACGUGGAAAGAAGCCUUUGGCAAAGUCAUAGUAACAAGUGUAUGCAAGAUCUUGUACAAGAGGUGGAAGAUCUUCAAGAACAGCUGGGAACUUUCCCAGUAAGCAUCAGUUCUGAAACCAAUCUCAGUAAAGAAAUGGAAUCUGUAAUGAAAGACAUAAAAAGUACCACACAAAAGAAGUAUACAGAUUAUAGUAAGAGUCCUGGAUCACCUGACAAUGAUUUUCUGUUUAUGUAUUCGGUAGCCAGAACGAACUUGGAACUUGAGCUGGUCCAUCGAGGGGGCAAUUUAUGUUCAGGAGGUGCAAGCACAGCUGGGAAAAGAUCAUGUUUAAAUCAGCUGUUCCAUGUGUUGGCCAUGCACAUGCGCCUCUACAGUAUAGACUCCGCAUACAAUCCCUGGAGAAAACUUACCCAGCCGAUACAAGAUAAAAAAUCAGAGCUGAUAAGUGAAGAGCUGCCAGAAGUUCCUGUGCUUUACAGAGAUGUCUCAUCCCUUUUGCUUAUCCAGAUUUUAACCAUGCCUCAACCAUUGCACAAAG
This is a messenger RNA of Leptosomus discolor (cuckoo roller), 4152 nucleotides long. The record is from RefSeq and is a predicted model, not a curated record. Lineage: Eukaryota; Metazoa; Chordata; Aves; Leptosomiformes; Leptosomidae.